This is a messenger RNA of Owenia fusiformis, 2711 nucleotides long. NCBI's taxonomy places the organism in Eukaryota, Metazoa, Annelida, Polychaeta, Sabellida, Oweniidae. The record is from the annotation of a GenBank genome assembly.
CAAGUUUCACAUGAUAAACUGCCAGAUUAGAGGCUUGUUUUUAACAUAAAUUGCCUGCUGUGGCAUCUGUUGGAGAACUUGCUGUGUGCCAUACACACACACAACUGAGUUACAUUACAUGGCCUGAAAUCAGUCUAAAUGCAGAUAAAAAUAACUAAAAAGGAAAUAACUGAACGUUUUAAACUUAUAGCGAUGCUAGCUGCUUUUGUGGAUUCAUAUGUUUUUAUUAGAUAGCACGAGCAAGCAUAAUUGAAAGAGGUAGUCUAUUAGGCCUUUGUAGGUUAUACCACUGGAGCAUUAGUAACAUAUGCUGUAUGUUUACAGGAAUGCAUAUUAUUUAGGAAUUUAUAACCAACAUUGAAGAUUGGAUAGUUUCCAGAUGCUUGUAUUACACUGAUUCUUGAAGGAAGACAAAGAAAGGGCCAUAAUGAGUUUAAAGAAGAAGGCACGAUUGUUUGGUUUGCUGAUUGCCACAGGACUCGUGUUCAUCAGUCUCUUUACGUAUUUGUCCCAUGGAAGCAAGCCUGUUGCCAACAUUGAACAACCAAUUAAAGUCCAUCUGAGAGACAGUGGGGAAGGUGCCUUGUUACGCAAGCAACACAGAGAAGAAGAGCAACGUGAACAGCUCAAAUCCAUACAUGAUGGACAGAGUGAUAAAGAACAUGAGACCGAGGAUAAGCAAAAUAAUGUGAAGGAUCAAGAAGGAGCUCCCCAACAAAUCCAAAAACCUAUUCUCAAAGAAAGGAAAAAUGAAAAUAAUGUUGAUAAAAAUGAACCACAAUUAAAGGAAAAUGGAGAUGAUAAUGCUGUUAACAAGCCUGCUCAAACAGAAGAGCAAGUACACUCCGAUGUCCUUCCAAAGGUCUCCAUUCGGAGCCAACUUCUGGGCCAAAAGCGCCUUGUUCAUUUAGACCUAAAAGGAGCACCACCAAACCUUGCAUACUUCCGUCAAAUUUUUCCAGUAUUCAAAAAGCUAGGAGCUAACGGUCUCCUUAUUGAGUAUGAAGAUAUGUUUCCUUACUCUGGCGAUCUCAGUGUUAUAGCAGCUUCAAAUAGCUACACCCAAGCUAAUAUUGCCGAAUUGCAUAAACUGGCCAAAGAAAAUGGGCUGGAAAUAAUGCCGCUUGUUCAGACAUUUGGCCAUAUGGAGUUUGUAUUGAAACACAGAGAGUUCAUACACCUGAGGGAAGUUCAGGACUACGCAUCUGCUCUCUGUCCCGCCAACAAGGAAGCCAUUCUGUUAGUUUAUAAGAUGAUAGAUCAGAUGAUGGCACUACAUCCUGACAUCAGUUAUCUUCACAUUGGUUGUGAUGAGGUCUAUCACUUGGGGAUGUCCCAAAUGUCACAAGAUAUGAUGGCACACCUGAGAAUCAGCAAGAAUGACUUGUUUGUGCGGCAUGUUUCUACAAUAGCCCAGUAUGUGAAGACAAAGUAUCCACACGUGCAGCCAGUUAUGUGGGAUGAUAUGUUUCGCUGGAUGGAUGAAGAAUCCUUACAGAAGUAUAAAAUUGGAAGACUUGUGGAGCCCAUGAUCUGGCUGUAUACAUACAAUGUGGUAGAACGUCUCGAGAUGAGCAUUUGGGAGAAAUAUGCAAAACAUUUCCCGAAUGUGUGGGCGGCAAGUGCCUUCAAAGGAGCAGGUGGCGUUCUUGAAUACACCACAAAUAUAGAGGAGAGAAUAAACAACCAUCUUGAUUGGAUCAACAUGAUGAAUAUCGUUGAAUCUCGAAAACUGGUGAAUUUCCGAGGGAUUGCUCUCACUGGUUGGCAACGAUAUGAUCAUUUUGCAGGAUUAUGUGAACUGUUACCUGUUACUAUUCCCUCUUUGGGGCUAACCCUCGCGAUUAUGCUCCAUGGAAACAUGAACGAAACGUUACAAAAACAGGUAUUUAGAACCCUUGGAUGUGACCCGCACAUGGAUUUAUCAAUAAGGGACCCCCCUCCAGCAAUUUAUCCACAUUGUUCUUACCCAGGGAAUAGCCUUCUAAGUAGUGUGUACCAACUCCGUGAAUUACACUACAAGUUUGACGAGGUUGCUCAUAGUCGACAAAGUGUCCUUUAUGGGUGGAUGUCACCUUAUAACAUAAAACAUAAUUUCUCCAACAAUUGGCAAUUAGAUAAUAUGCUUAAGCCAAUGAAUGAGAUUAAAUAUAAUACAAUGAGUUAUAUAUCAUCUUUUAAAAAUAACAUGGUUCUUAUAUAUGACAAGCCAACCAUUGAUGAAUUUUUGGAUGAACAAUUAACAUGGAUACUCACUGAAAUUGCGGAUAUUGAGCGUAAAGCCAUGAAAUUAAUGCAAAUCCGAAGUUGGCCAAAAAGACCACUUGGAAUCCUCCCAAGGCCACGGACCCCAAAUGUAAGGAACAGACAACAGGGUGGCAAUGCCAUUCAAGCUGCCCCCAAUCAACCUGUGUCCAAUAACAAUCCUGUACAAAGAAAAAACUUUCCCAAGGCCAAUGAUCAAUCUAGGUCAAACUUUUAUAAAAGACGAGCUGAGCUGCAGAAAAGGCCUCAGUUUGCCCCUAAGUCAUAGAAAAUAUCUACCAUGUAGAUUGAAAUACGCAAACAGUCUGUGUAAACUUGAGUUGUAUUUUUGUAUCUUGUAUACUUUGUAGAGUAUCUCCUUAUAUGAAAAGUAAUAUAAGGGCUCUUGAAUUGUCAGGAAAUACAUUAUUGACAUUUUAUGUCACCUCCACAAGUGGUGACAUAUU